This is a messenger RNA of Penaeus chinensis, 883 nucleotides long. RefSeq lists its product as uncharacterized. The transcript is spliced from 6 exons. Bases 215 to 640 code for a protein of 141 amino acids. The record is from RefSeq and is a predicted model, not a curated record. Lineage: Eukaryota; Metazoa; Arthropoda; Malacostraca; Decapoda; Penaeidae.
AAAUAACAAACACGUCCUGCAAUGAACAAAGAUGCCUUGCUCAAUCAGCUGUCCUGAGAUACCUGACUUCUAUGAUGUAAUGGCACUGUGUAACGUUUCCUCCGCCUGCAUGGGCGGACUGGCGGUGCCUCUAUAUAUACCCGAGACGCAACAGGUCAAGCCAGAACAAACUCCAACUGGAACUCGUCAGCUAGGCAAACAUUAAAGAUACAAAAUGGGAGGCAACAGAACACUGGUGAACAGCUGCUGCUGUGGCUGCUCAUUGCGCACCGGAGCGCUCAUCAUAGCUGCCCUCAGUCUGAUAUAUGGGUUGAUUGGCAUCGCUUACAGUAUUUACAUUAUCGUUGCUGGUGUGGUUGAGGGCUGGCUGGACCUGGCCUUGGCUCUCCUCAACGUCAUCUUCGCCAUCAUCCUCAUUGUGGGUGUGCGCCAGUGUCGCCGACGUCUGGUGAUGGCGUGGGUGUGGGCAGCUGUACUGAGUGUGAUUUUGGGCGUUGUGUUGGGCGUCCUCUACGUCAUCCUCACCCAGUCCUUCGUCGUCGCUGUCCUCAUUGGUGCGAUAUCGGCCAUACAAGCUUACUUCGUGGUGGUGGUGCACUCCUUCGCUCAAACCCUGGAUGAGACGCAACAGGGAGCGUAAACUGUAUUACAGUAUUACGAGCCCUGACCUUUAGUCAACUGCAUGCUCGUGUCUUGUGUGCUCCUCGCCCCACAAGAUGUUGGCUUUCUCUGUGCAUGCGGUCAACUGCUAACUCAACUAAUUAAUGUGUUCCAUUUUAAGAUUUUAUUGCCAUAAAUGAUAUAACAAUUUUGCAAUCAAACUGUUAUGCUAUUAUUUAUAAUUAUUGUUGUUUCUUGUUCACAAAUAAAUAUGCUAAUUAAA